Messenger RNA from Stegodyphus dumicola, 2638 nucleotides. It is a transcript of the gene Elp2, whose product is annotated as elongator complex protein 2. Gene Ontology annotation, cellular component: elongator holoenzyme complex. Gene Ontology annotation, molecular function: protein binding. The record is from RefSeq and is a predicted model, not a curated record. NCBI's taxonomy places the organism in Eukaryota, Metazoa, Arthropoda, Arachnida, Araneae, Eresidae. Gene Ontology annotation, biological process: tRNA wobble uridine modification.
UUUACUGACAUUGGCAUGUUUUCGAAUGUGUAUAUCUAUUAUUGAUUUUGAUUGUAUUGAGUUUUUAGAAAUCUGAUUGCACAUAUCUAUAAAAUAUAAAUUAUUAUAAAUAUACCGAUUUGUAUACGUAUACGUAAUGUCAUCUCCGGUUAAAUGUGUAUAUUCAAGUUCUGCAUGUAACAGGUCUCCAAAUAUUUUAGAUUGGAGUAAAAAUAAUAUUAUAUGUUAUGGCUCUUGUAAUGGAAUUGAGCUGUAUAAAUAUGAGAAGGGUACUGGCGGAUCACAUCUGCAAACUUUAGUUGGCCAUAAGAAGAUCGUAACAUCAGUUCAUUGGAUUAAAAAAUGUGAUGAUUCAUUCGAAAAUGAACUUAUAUCUACUUCUGCUGACAGUUCAGCUGUAAUAUGGACAUCAGAUGGCUUGGAAUUUUCUUUGUCAUCAUCUUUGACUGGACAUAGCAAUGUGGUAAGAAAUGCUACAGGAAUAUAUCUUUCUGAGUGUGCAAAUAGUGAUUUAUUGAUAGCAACAGUUUCGAUGGAUUCAUCUCUUAAAUUAUGGACUCGACAACAUAGUACUGUCACAUGUACGCAGACCAUUUCAUUCAAUAAUGGUUUUGGUCUUGAUGUGAAAUUUGCUGUAUUAAAAAAUGCCAGUGACUUGAUUAUGUUAGUGGGUGCUGAUGAUGCCAAAAUUCACAUCUUUGUCCAGAAUAAUCUUGGGCAGUUCACAGCAGCUGCUAAAUUAGAUGGUCAUGCGGACUGGAUCCAGAGUUUAGAUAUUGCAAAAGACCCUAAUGAUACCAAUGCUGCGAUGCUGACUUCUGCCUCUCAAGAUUACCAUGUGCGUAUCUGGAAAAUUUCUACUAUAUUAUCAGAAAUUCCAGAACAAGAUUUGGAAGCUUCAAGGCUCCUAAAAACUGAUGAAAUUCUAUUUGCUGGUGAUACAGGUCAAACUUAUUGUGUGACUUUAGAAUCCAUUUUGCCACAUGAAAAUUGGGUUUAUUCUGCAAGAUGGGUGUAUAAUAAAAGUGUGUCUGACAUUGGAGAAGAAAAUGUGUCACUUUUGCUUCUCACGGCCUCUAUGGAUAAAACCAUGAUUAUUUGGGAAGCCAAUACUUCUACAUCUCUUUGGAUGGAAAAAGUUUGUGUUGGAGAAGUGGGUGGAAAUACCUUGGGCUUCUAUGGUGGAGUUUUCUCUCCCUGCGGAGAAAUCAUUGUCGGUCAUGGCUUUCAAGGAGCUAUCCAUAUCUGGGAGUUUCAUAAAGAAGAAGGCUCCUGGCAACCAGGUUUACCAUUUGGUGGUCAUUAUUCUUCAGUUCAAGAUAUUGAUUGGGAUCCUGAUGGAGAGUACUUAUUGAGCUGCAGCUAUGAUCAAACCACUCGUUUGCAUGCUCCUUACAUAAAUAAUAAAAAGAUCUACUGGCAUGAAAUUUCACGACCUCAAAUUCAUGGAUAUGAUAUGGUUUGUUUAAGUGUGUUAGAUAGAUUUAAAUUUGUCUCCGGUGGUGAUGAAAAAGUUCUUCGUGUUUUUGAAGCUCCUCGAAAUUUUGCAGAAACAUUAGAAAAGAUAGCAAAAGUAGACACAUCUGUUUACUUGAAAAAUAAGCUGGCAGAGGGAGCCACUGUUCCUUCACUUGGACUGUCAAACAAAGCCGUUUUUCAACAGGAUUUAGAAAAAACCAAUCCAUGUGACCAAGAGGAUUCAAAUCGAAACUUUAAAGAUUUAUAUCCUGAUGUUUAUUACACACCCACCCAUUUAACAGCCCCUCCAACUGAAGAAACACUUUUGCAGAAUACAUUGUGGCCUGAAGUGCAAAAGUUAUAUGGACAUCCAUAUGAAGUAUUUACUGUUACUUCAAAUCAUUCUAAAACAUUGAUUGCUUCAGCUUGUAAGGCCUCAAAAGUUGAACAUGCUGGAAUCAUCUUAUGGAGCACAUCCACUUGGAGACAAGUAGCAACUUUAUUGUUCCAUAAUUUGACUGUCACUCAAAUGGAAUUUUCUCCAGAUGAUGAAUAUCUUUUGUCAGUUUCAAGAGAUAGAAUGUGGGCUGUCUAUCGCCAUUUUCCUCAUGAAUCACCACCAUACAGAAAAAUAGCAAGUCUGGAUAAAAAAAGUGUACAUUCAAGAAUUAUUUGGAGUUGCUCAUGGAGUUUUGAUAACUUGUACUUUGUUACUGCUUCACGAGAUAAAAAGGUUGCAAUAUGGGAGAAAAACAACAGUUCAGACGGAAUAUCUAUCUCUCUAUGUCUACAACCUUUAGAAGUUGAAGAUUCUGCAACUGCUGUAACAUUUGCUCCAUGUUUUACAGUUAACAAUAAGUAUUUAAUAGCUAUAGGACUGGAGAAUGGUUGUAUAGUUUUAACUAGCUGGAAUAGUAUUGAAGGGUGGAGCAUCUUUCGGAGAUUGCAACAAAAUAUUGCUCAUCAUUUAACCGUUAACAGACUAAAAUUUUCUCCUACUAAAGGAGAGGCUGGAUUGAAGGAAAGGAGGUCUAAUUUUUUGCAGUUAGCAAGCUGCAGUACUGAUCAUCAUGUAAAAAUUUACAGUAUUUUUAUUAAUUCUGUAUCAUAAACUUAGAUGCCCAUAUAUAUUUAUUUAUACAAAUUUUAUUGUUUGAAUAAAUUUUUUAAUACAUUUGAA